This is a messenger RNA of Bubalus bubalis (water buffalo), 1177 nucleotides long. RefSeq names its product abhydrolase domain containing 12B (gene ABHD12B). The record is from RefSeq and is a predicted model, not a curated record. The transcript is spliced from 9 exons. Gene Ontology annotation, biological process: monoacylglycerol catabolic process; phosphatidylserine catabolic process. NCBI's taxonomy places the organism in Eukaryota, Metazoa, Chordata, Mammalia, Artiodactyla, Bovidae. Gene Ontology annotation, cellular component: endoplasmic reticulum membrane. Gene Ontology annotation, molecular function: monoacylglycerol lipase activity; phosphatidylcholine lysophospholipase A1 activity. Bases 305 to 1096 code for a protein of 263 amino acids.
CUCCACGCAGGGCGCGCACACACAGAGACGUAUAGGAUAAAAUAGAAAUAAAUUCGCGCAUGGCCUGCUGGAAGAGUAAGGCACUUGUUCCUAUCACAAAUCACUGCGUGUGGCCGAGGGUGAGCGAAGACAGCCCGGCUCGGCCGCGCCCCGCCCCGCGCUGAAUAGGACGCCCCGCAGCAUUCGCAGCAGGGCCCCCGGGUAGUCGCCGCCCUCGCGGGGGAGGAGGGAAGCCGGGGCACGGCUCCCGACUCCCGGUUACCUGCGAGAGCUCCCGUGGUGGCGGAUCGAGACGCGACGCGGGAUGGAGCCGGACGAGCGGGACUCCGUGGCCGCAUGGUGGCACAUGGUCGUGCGGAACCUGCGAUCUUUCCCACACUCCUGUUCCACACUCGGAAGGAAAAUUGCCACUCUAUGUGACAGCUUUACAAGUAAAUCAUUAAAAGAACACAUUUGCCCUCCUCUGAUGCACAUGCUGAUCUUUGUAAACUUUUUCAAAGCACCAUUUCUUGUGGAUUUAAAGAAACCAGAGUUGAAGAUUCCUCACACCGUGAACUUCUACAUCAAAGUUGAGCCUGGGGUAAUUCUGGGAAUCUGGCACACGGUUCCCAGCUGCCGGGGGGAGGAUGCUAAGGGGAAGGGCCGGAGCUGGUAUGAAGCAGCCCUUUGUGAUGGCAACCCAAUUGUUGUUUAUCUUCAUGGCAGUGCACAACACAGGGCAGCUUCUCAUAGGCUGGAGCUAGUAAAGGUGCUGAGUAAUGGUGGCUUUCAUGUCUUGUCUGUUGACUACAGAGGGUUCGGGGACUCGACGGGUACACCCACGGAGGAUGGACUGACUGCUGAUGCAGUUUGUGUCUACGAGUGGACCAAGGCGAGAAGUGGUACCACCCCUGUGUGUCUCUGGGGCCACUCUCUGGGGACAGGAGUUGCAACAAAUGCUGCAAAAGUUCUAGAAGAGAAGGGAUUCCCAGCUGAUGCAAUUAUCCUGGAAGCUCCAUUUACCAACAUAUGGGUUGCAAGUAUCAAUUAUCCCUUGUUAAAGGUGAGUCUCAUACAUACAUCUUUACAAGAUGUCAAAGUGCAGGCUGUUUAUUAACCAUUUUCCCUUUCUUAAUUAGUCUUAUAUAUUUCUAAGUUAUUCUAACUUGUGAUAGGUUAGUAGCCAGUUACUAUUAAA